This is a messenger RNA of Vigna angularis (adzuki bean), 1418 nucleotides long. Its product is annotated as cysteine-rich receptor-like protein kinase 44. The transcript is spliced from 5 exons. Gene Ontology annotation, biological process: protein phosphorylation. NCBI's taxonomy places the organism in Eukaryota, Viridiplantae, Streptophyta, Magnoliopsida, Fabales, Fabaceae. Gene Ontology annotation, molecular function: ATP binding; protein kinase activity. Bases 154 to 1314 code for a protein of 386 amino acids. The record is from RefSeq and is a predicted model, not a curated record.
AUAUGAAAAACGUCAUAAUAAAACAGAGAGAGAUAGAUGGGUUGCGGAAGGGAACAUGAAACGUUGCACUGAGAGGACUCAUGACCGGACAGCAUAGUCAACUAUAUAGUCAGUGCUGCCACCUUGGAAAUCGCGAUUAACAACGUUGUUCUCAUGUCCUUUUUCUCCAGGCUGUGCCCCUGUUUCUGCAAGGGAGCCGCAACCUCCGGCGACGGCGGCGACCACCACGACGAUCACAGCGGGCCGGCGGACUCCUUGGACCUGAUUUUCGACCUCCACACUCUCCAACUCGCUACCAACUUCUUCAGCAGCCUCAACCAGCUAGGUCAUGGAGGCUUUGGCCCUGUCUUCAAGGGAAUGAUGCCAAAUGGUCAAGAAGUGGCGGUUAAGAAGCUGUCAUUGGAAUCUAGGCAAGGAGUUAAAGAAUUCACCAACGAAGUCAGGCUAUUACUCAGAAUUCAGCACAAGAACUUGGUUACAUUACUUGGUUGUUGUGCAGAAGGGCCUGAAAAGAUGCUUGUCUAUGAGUAUCUACCUAACAAAAGUCUUGAUCACUUUCUGUUUGAUAAGAGGAAGUCUUCAUCUUUGGACUGGGCAAAACGAUUCAGAAUAGUUACUGGUGUGGCAAGAGGACUUCUCUACCUGCAUGAAGAGGCACCAGAAAGAAUUAUACACAGGGACAUUAAAGCUAGUAACAUAUUGUUGGAUGACAAGUUAAUUCCGAAAAUUUCAGACUUUGGUUUGGCAAGGUUGUUUCCUGGGGAGGACACUCACGUACAGACAUUUAAGAUUUCCGGUACACAUGGUUACAUGGCUCCUGAAUAUGCAUUGCGAGGAUAUCUGUCAGUGAAGACGGAUGUUUUCAGUUAUGGAGUCCUGGUGUUGGAAAUAGUUAGUGGGAGAAAAAACCAAGAUAUGCGACUUGGACCAGAAAAAGCAGAUCUCUUGAGCUAUGCAUGGUCGCUUUAUCAAGGAGGGAGAAUAAUGGAAUUGAUUGAUCCAACCCUCGGCAAAUACAAUGGUGAUGAGGCAGCAAUGUGCAUUCAGCUAGGUUUGUUGUGCUGCCAAGCAAGCAUAAUUGAAAGACCUGACAUGAAUGCUGUUCAUCUCAUGAUCUCAAGUGAUUCCUUCACUUUGCCAAGACCAGGUAAACCUGGAAUUCAAGGUCGUACAGGACGUUGGACCACAACUACAUCUGCUUUGACCAAUACCAAUGCUAGUAACACUACCAGGGUCUCAGGUGGUAGUGGUAGUUUUGUAGAGGAUUAUUCUAGAAAUUCUAUAUCUACCUCUUCUUUUGAUGAAGGCAGAUGACCUCCAUCCAUAAUGUAUAGGGUGCAAUAGAAGCUCUAUUUAGGGUAUUCUUUUUGUAUUACUGUAGUUAUCUUAAUAGAGGAAUGGUUUGAUGACGAACAAAA